Haliotis rubra (blacklip abalone) is the source of this 762-nucleotide messenger RNA. Its product is annotated as proprotein convertase subtilisin/kexin type 5-like. The record is from RefSeq and is a predicted model, not a curated record. Bases 1 to 762 code for a protein of 253 amino acids. NCBI's taxonomy places the organism in Eukaryota, Metazoa, Mollusca, Gastropoda, Lepetellida, Haliotidae. The transcript is spliced from 5 exons. Gene Ontology annotation, cellular component: extracellular region. Gene Ontology annotation, molecular function: chitin binding.
AUGGAGGCCAGGCGGCUGCAAUCAGUUCACUGCCUGCUACUACGGGUUGAAGUUUCAACUCAGGUGUUCUGCGGGACGGUAUGGGACGAUCAAGUGAAACGUUGCCAGCGGACGUCGUCGACGUGUCCAGAAAGAGGUAACAACCCCUGUAUAACGAACUGCACGGCUCUACCAGAUGGUAACUACCAGUCAUGCAAGGGAUGCUCCCUGUAUGCAUCCUGUCGUCAACGGCGAAUCAGACUCAAUAAAUGCUCCCCAGGAACAUUCUGGGACGAUUCCCUGAAGAGAUGUGAGAAGAACUCCUCCACCUGCCCUGGCCCCACCCCUGGCCCCACCCCUGGCCCCUCACCACCGUCUAACCGGUGUGUCUCGAGCUGUGCCGGAGUUCGCGACGGCGACUAUCAGUCGUGUAUUGGAUGCCAGGUGUUCGCCUCAUGCGCCCACGGUCAGCUGUUUGACAACAGAACCUGCCCAGGCAAUCUAGUGUGGGACGAUUUCUACAAACGAUGCGAAGGGAUCUCAACAACAUGCCCCACUGGAGCGCCAAGUCCAUGCAUGAAGAACUGUACAGGGAAACCCGACCUGACGUACCAGUCCUGCACCAGCUGUAAGGUGCACGCUAAAUGUGACGACGGCAAACUGACCGACAACAUCACGUGUCCCAGCGGCCUUCUGUGGGACGAUUCACUGAAGCGUUGUGAAAAAACAUCGAAAACAUGUACACCAAAACAACCCCAGGGUGCUCUCACUGGAAAUACGUAA